This is a messenger RNA of Podarcis muralis (Common wall lizard), 1584 nucleotides long. It is a transcript of the gene PRR15, whose product is annotated as proline rich 15. Lineage: Eukaryota; Metazoa; Chordata; Lepidosauria; Squamata; Lacertidae. The record is from RefSeq and is a predicted model, not a curated record.
CCCUGUAACUCCCUUUGCCUCUUGAUUUAUACCGUGCUACUACUACUACUCCUUCUUCCCAGGCCAAUCGUUGUCCAGCUGCCCCUGCGAGAGGGACCAAUCCCGUUUAGGGAGGAGGAGAAGGGGCGGGGUCGCUUCUCGAGGGCUCACCUGCACCUGCUUCCUUGUUGCCUGAGCAUCAGGUGCACCGCUCAGACCUUUCGAGGAAAGUGAGUCGGGCGGGUGGGAUUCCCUCGCCACGAAAAGCGCGCGCGCGAGAGAGAGAGCUGGCUCCCUUACAGCGCGGCCGCUCUUUCCCAAGCGCCCCCCCCCCAGCUGCUCGCGGUCGUCCCUAGAGACGGCUAGCUGAAAGGCCGGCUUCCGACGGCGGAUUGUUCUUCACCUGCGAAAGUUGGCGCUCCCUUUUGGAGCGGGCGGGCGCCGGAAGGAGGCCAAGUUCCCUGGCUCGCUCUCUCGCUCGCUCUCAAGAGUCAGCCUGUUGCUGCGGCAGCGAGUAGUUCCCUCAGAGAAGGAAGCCCAGGUAACGACGCUCUCGGCGUGAGGAUGGACUGACUCCCUCCAGCACCGCGCCUGCUCUCAGGAGGAAGAAGAAGAAGAGACGCUCCUCCGGCGCACAGGCCACCGGCCCCGAGUGCAGCGCAUCGCCCAGGACCCCCUGACCGGGAAGAGGCGCGCGGGAGCCUCCUGCCCUCCGGAAGAUGGCCGAGAGCGCCGGCACGGCCGCCCCCUCGACGGGGCCCGCGGCCAAAGGCGGCUCCUCGGGCGCCUGGUGGAAAUCGCUGACCAGCAGGAAAAAGCCCAAGGAAUCGCCAGCGGCUGCGGCUCCGGUCGCGUGGCCUCCUCGGCAGGUGCCUGAGCCCUCGGAGAUGCUCCCCGCCGCGUCCAGCCCCUCGGACUCUCAAGAGAACCAGCAGCCCAACUCGGGCAGCCGCCGGAACCUUAAGAUCUCCCGCUCGGGCCGCUUCAAGGAGAAGCGGAAAGUGCGCGCCACGCUGCUGGCGGACAGUCCCCAGCAGCUAUUCGAAGGGGCGCCGGGAGCCGCAGCCGGGAACCCCGCCCCGGCGCGCCCCGCCGAAGAGACGCCGUGCCAGUGACCACGCCUCCCCGCCGGCCCCUGCCAGGCCUAGAGGAGGAGCUGCCUGUCUGAUUUUGGGGAAAGGCGGCCUGGUUGCCGCCUCGUCUCCGGCCCAGGGGAGGAGCGUGUGUGCGCGCGCUCUGUUGCGCUUUUGGGGAACUGUGGCCUCGAGGAUCUUGCGCGCGAGUUUGCAAAGCCUCUUUCGCCCUCGCCGAGGGGACAGAUGAUGGCGAGGCGACCACGGGGGUCUCCUGUUUCACGGGGAGGGCCGCAGAUCUCUGGAACAAUAGGAAUAUGCAAUAAGGAAGAGACCCGCUGAAGCUCAGCUGCCCUUUGCGGUCAUGAAAUUAAAGUGUGUUCAGCGGGCAGUGUCCCCAACGAAAUAGUCAUUGUGGUUUAUUUCACGCCCACCACCACUUUUUACAGAAAACCGCCAGUGCGCAAUAUGCUGCUGUAUAGAAUGAUGAUGAUGAUGGAGAAUAAAAAUUCUAGCGUGCAGCCCCAACUUA